Papaver somniferum (opium poppy) is the source of this 834-nucleotide messenger RNA. RefSeq names its product putative F-box protein At1g49610. The coding region runs from base 1 to 834 and encodes 277 amino acids. The transcript has 3 exons. NCBI's taxonomy places the organism in Eukaryota, Viridiplantae, Streptophyta, Magnoliopsida, Ranunculales, Papaveraceae. The record is from RefSeq and is a predicted model, not a curated record. Gene Ontology annotation, molecular function: protein binding.
AUGAAACAAAGACGUGGGGGGUCGAAUACAGAAGACAAGAUCAGUAAGUUACCAGAUGAAUUGAUUCAUCGCAUAUUUUCUUUCUUUGACAUGAAAUAUGCGGUUCAAACUUGUGUUUUGUCGAAACGAUGGAGAUAUAUUUGGACUUCUCUACCAACAUUAAACUUCGAUCAUACAUCUGAACUGUAUCCUACUGACGAGAACUUUGUUAAAGUAGUCGACAAGGUAUUAGAACACCGUAGUAACAAACUAUGCAAUAUUCAACAAUUCCAUAUCAAUAAACGUAUAAUUAAUAAGUGGUAUAGUCUCUCAAUUCCUCUUGACACAUGGAUAAGUGCUGCUGUCAAAGCCAAAGUCCAAGAUAUUUUUAUCCCUUACCUUGGUCUUCAAGAAACUGAAGUUCCGGGAAGUUUAUUCUCUUGUAAAUCAUUGAAAAGGUUAAUACUGGAGACGCAGGGUGGGAAUUUGAAUAAUCUACCCAGGCAUGAAGAAGAAGUAAAUAGGUUAAUCUCAAGUUGUCCUGUUCUUCAUUAUUUGGAUUUAAUGUUCCGUGAUUUGACCUGCAAGUAUAACGGCUAUGGUUAUAUGUAUGUUAAAAUUCAUUCGCUUACGCUGAAGCACUUGAAAAUUUCUAAAGGUAGUGGAACAAUUAUGCUGGAUUUAUAUGUUCCGAAUCUUGUAUCGGUACCAACCUUCGAAUCAGCUAUUGGCAAUAUGAUAGAACCAGAAGAUUAUUAUGGGAUGUCUAAACCUAUGUUCUUGGAACUGAAAGCUCCGUUGACAUGUAUCUUAGAAGUACGUGCUAAGAUUCUAGUUAUUUUGAUUGAUAACUAG